Messenger RNA from Gavia stellata (red-throated loon), 2072 nucleotides. It is a transcript of the gene C28H17orf113, whose product is annotated as chromosome 28 C17orf113 homolog. The record is from RefSeq and is a predicted model, not a curated record. The transcript has 2 exons. Bases 6 to 2057 code for a protein of 683 amino acids. Lineage: Eukaryota; Metazoa; Chordata; Aves; Gaviiformes; Gaviidae.
GCAAUAUGGUGCCUCCAGGGAAAAAGCCGGCUGGGGAAACUUCUAAUUCCAAUAAAAAGUGUAAGCGCUAUUUCAAUGAGCACUGGAAGGAAGAAUUUACCUGGCUGGAGUUUGACUAUGAGAGGAAACUCAUGUUUUGCAUAGAGUGUCGGCAGGCGCUGGUGAAGAAUAAGCAUGGUAAAGCGGAGAACGCCUUUACUGUGGGCACGGACAACUUCCAGCGCCAUGCCCUGCUGCGGCACGUCACCUCCGGCGCACACCGCCAGGCACUGGCGGUGAACCGGGAGCAGCUGGCUUUCGAGACCCGUGUCCACGGCCACCCGGAGCUGCGCUCGGUCAUCAAGGUGGAGGUGAACCCGGCGAAGGUGGCCGUCCUCACCACCGUCUACUGGAUGGCGAAGGAGGAGAUCCCAGACGAGAAGUGCUCCUCCCUGCUCGACUUCCAGAAGUUCAACCUGUGCCAGGCGCUGCUGGCCUCCGAGCACAGCGAGUACUACCACCCCAGCAGCGUCAGGGAGAUGCAGGCAGCGAUCGCCAAAGUCCUGCACAACGAGGACAGGCACAGGAUAAAAGCCUCACCGUUUGUUGGGCUGGUGGUGGACGAGACGGUGGAUGUCCUGGAGCACCGCAACCUCGCCAUGUUCACCACCACCGUAUCCCCCUGCAACGGGCAGACCUCCGCCACCUUCCUGGGGAGCUUCGAGCUGCCCGCCGGGGAGGCCUCCACGGUGGCGGGCAAGGUGGGCGAGGUGAUGCGCUCCUUUGGCAUCCCCACCAUGAAGAUCACCUGGCUCAGCGCUGACAGCGCCUCGCUGGUGGCCGAGCGGCUGAGCGGGGUGGGGACCGCGCUGACCUCCCUCUGCCCGCUCCUCACGGAGAUGCACUGCCUGUCCCACGGGAGCUCCCUGCUGCCGGCCGAGAGCAUCGUCAGCAUCGAGUACCUCCAGAAGUAUGAGACCACGGUGGACGCUGUGUACAGGCUCUACUCCAGCUUCAGGGGGGAAAGUAACGGCCUGCAGGAGCUGCGGAGCGUCCUGGACCUCUGCGAGAUAGACCUCGGGAGCCCCAAAGCCAUCCACUGGACUUCUAUUUUCCCAGCCGUGGAAGCCAUUGAUUCCUCAUGGCCCACGCUGGUGCUGCUGCUGGAGAGCGAGGCAGAGCGGUCGCCUGUGGCCCAUGGCCUCUGUGAAGAGCUCAAGAAGUUCCAGUUUGUGGCCUUCACCAAGAUCCUCCUGGAUGUCCUCCCCAUCUUCCAGAAGCUCAGCCGCUUCUUCCAGAUCGAGGACUUCGACCUCUCCAUCCUGAAGCCCAUCGUCUCUGCCACAGCCACCACCCUGCAGGCCCAGAAGAGUGCCAGCGGCCAGAACCUCCAGGAGUUCCUCAACGAGAUGAAUGAGCACCCGCGGGACGACCGGGAGGGCGAGAGCCGCCUCUACUACAAGGGCGUCGAGCUGGCCAACUGCUCCAAGAUGCACCUGAAGCACUUUGAGCGCCUGAAGGAGAGCUACCUGGAGAGCGUGCGGGGCAACCUGCUGGACAGGUUCCCCAGCAGCGUCCUGGAGGCCAUCAGCUCCUUCUCGGCCAUCUUCAACCCCAAGUGCUACCCCCAGUCUUUGGAGGACAUUGGCAGCUAUGGGGUCAGCGAGCUGAAUUUCCUCCUGCAGGCUUACUCCCGGGUGGUGGUGAGCGAGAGGGCCCUGGGUGAUUUCCCCCUCUUCAAGCGGAUCGUCUUCAGCCUCAGCCAGCUCUCUUUCAAGGACCUCUGCGUCAAGCUGGUCUACAGCAACUCUGAGAUGCAUGAGCUCUUCCCGGACUUCGCUGUCCUUGCGGCCAUCGCCCUGGCCUUGCCGCUGGGCUCGGUCCUCGCUGAGAAGAUCAGCCGGGGCCGGCAGCUGCUGAAGCGUGGUCGGUCACGCCGCACGAAGGAUGAGGGGCUCUCCGACCUCAUGAAGAUCGCCAUCGAUGGGCCGGCCAUCAACGAGUUUGACUUUGCGUUGGCCAUCGAGUACUAUGAGAGCAUGAAGGAAUCUGGCUUCAUCGUGACACAGGUGAAGUGAGCGGCGGCCAGCGAA